Molecule: messenger RNA, 801 nt
Organism: Rhinolophus ferrumequinum (greater horseshoe bat)
Lineage: Eukaryota; Metazoa; Chordata; Mammalia; Chiroptera; Rhinolophidae
Product: tubulin alpha chain-like
Biological process (GO): microtubule cytoskeleton organization; mitotic cell cycle
Cellular component (GO): microtubule; cytoplasm
Molecular function (GO): structural constituent of cytoskeleton; GTP binding
Source: RefSeq, a predicted model, not a curated record
AUGGGAGAGUCCCCCGGCGGUGAUUUACAGACCCCCCGCGCACUGCCCUCCACCCGGUGCUCCUCCCGGGCCUACAGCGGCUGGGUUGGGCUCGGGCAAGACCUCCGUACCACUCCCUCCCCUCCCAUCCCAGGGCCACAGACGUCGGGCCCCUCGGGGCUGGUACGAGCCGCUGUGAUUGGAGCUAACCAAACAGGCUGCCAGCAGCUUUCUGUAGCAGAGAUCACCAAUGUGUGCUUUGAGCCAACCAACCAGAUGGUGAAAUGUGACCUUCGCCAUGUUAAAUACAUGGCUUGCUGCCUAUUAUACCACGGUGUCAUGGUUCCCAAAGAUGUGAAUGCCACCAUUGCCACCACCAAGACGAAGCGUACCAUCCAGUUUGUGGACCAGUGCCCCACUGGCUUCAAAGUUGGCAUUAAUUACCAGCCUCCCACUAUGGUACCUGGUGGAGACCUGGCCAAAGUACAGUGAGCUGUGUGCAUGCUGAGCAACACCACAGCUAUUGCUGAGGCCUGGGCACUCCUGGACCACAAGUUUGACCUGAUGUAUGACAAGGGUGCCUUUGUUCACUGGUACGUGGGUGAGUGCAUGGAGGAAGGAGAGUUUUCUGAGGCCCGUGAGGGCAUAGCUGCCUUUGAAAACGAUUAUGAGGAGGUUGGUGUGGAUUUUGUUGAAGGAGAGGGUAAGGAAGAGGACAGGAAUAUUAAAGUUAAUAUGUCACGAAGGUGCUGCUUUUACAGGGAAGCUUAUUCUGUUUUAAACUUUGAAAAGCUGUGGUCUGAUCAGUUAAUGUGUAUGUAG